CACGCUAAGCGUGCUCACGACUGCGCAGGUGUGAGAUAAUACAGCACACACAUCUAUAGCAGCGGCUGUGGUGCGUUGCUCCCAGCGCCUGGCACAUGUUUGAUGAAGCCCGGGGCAUCCUCAACCCCACAUUAACGAUGAAGUCGUACGAGUUACCCGUUAACGCCAAGGUAGACGUGCUCAGAAGAAAGAUACACGAUGUACACGGCAACCUGCAGUCACUGAACAUAUCGAACUGCAUCGUCGCGCAGCCGGCAUUCCUGCUGUUAUGUUUAUCCGAGUUCAAAAACCUUCAGACACUGUCCUGCAUCGCCUGUCCCCUCAGACCGAGCGUUCUUCUGGAACACCUGCUGACGUCUUUGCAGAACGUCACUCACCUAGAAUUCUCGCUCGUCGAAGCUUUCAACUACGCCAAGGAGGAACUUCUCAAGAUCCGCCUUUUGGCGAACGUGCACAAGGGUAGGGAAACAAAGGUUCGCAAGGUCUACGUUGAGGUCGCUGAUGAAAAGAACGCAGACCUGCUGCAGACAUUUUUGAGGUAUUGUCCUUACCUGAGGGACCUUCACGUUCACUUCGUGCGCUACGUUCGCUUCGACCUCGGCCUGGUGAACCGUCUCUCGACGUUCACGUUCACCUGCGAGGCAUCUUCCACGGCGCAAUCGGACCCGAGGCAGCCGGUAGACUUGAGUUAUUGCAUAGACCUUCACGGUAACGUGGUGUUCCGGAAGAGACCGCAAGCCUACAACUGCGCCCAGCUGCGAAACCUGGCCCUGUCGCCCAAUACGGCGUUCCCACUUGAGCCAGUCGUUCUGGUGGCCGUCGAAACUAAGGAUCUCGGGAGGCAGUUCCUCAUUGCCGGCUCUCGGCACAACUGGAGCAAGUUACGAAGCCUUUGCGUCCUGCUGUACGCCGGAAAUCUCGACCAAACCGUGUGUCCGACCAUCAGCGCUAAUUACGAGACGGCCCUGCGCGACUUCUUCGCUAAGCUUCUGAACCUCGUGGAGCUGAACGUCAGCUCUUUCCACUUCAGCGACGGCGUCGACUUCACGGAGCUGCUGGCUGCGCCCGCACUGCGGCGACUGCGCGCACUGUCCCUGCCACCCUGCGGCUUGCGUCAGAACGGCGCCGUGCGCCGACUGGCCCUGGGGCUUAGCGACAUCGAGGACCUGGACAUUCGCCUCAACUUGGACGGCCGCCACGAGAGUUGCAGUUCCUGCAGCAGGGAACUGGUAAUCGCACCUGCGGACGCGAGCGCGUUUCGCCUCGGCUCCGGUCGUCUCACGUUGAGCAACGUGCCGAACCUGGCCUCUCUCAACUUCCUUGAGUGUCUGCAGGUGUCCUGCCUGCGGUUUAUUGACGUCUCUGCAGGACCGCGCUUUGAUUUCCACGCUCUCGCGAAGGUCGUGCGCUACGGCAACAUCCUCCACUCCCUCGUCGUCAAGCUUCAAAGCAUCGGUUUCGGCGAAAGGUUCUUUAAGACUUUGCUGUGCCCUGCGAUGGCUCUGGAGCGCCUGUGCAUCUUGUCCAAGAGCAAGCUGACGUCGGAGUUCGCGGAGCAUAUGGUCCAGUCGAUGGCGCUCCGGCUACCGUCCAUCUUCUACUUGCACCUGCACUACGUGGACGCCGAAACGUCCGUAGAGGCCACCGUGACUUGGAUACGCCUACGCGAAGACGACGACAACGCGGCGGCCGACGUGUCGCGUAGAGGAAAAGUCAUGCGGAGCAAGCCCUGCAUCAUGUGCUCCACCCAGACCUUCAUCGCGCUCGUUAAGCCGCGCAACCGAGAGCUGGAGGCCGAGCCUGCGGACGUGGCCUCCGCGAUCAGCUGCGACAGCGUUGCCGGAGCAAAUCGCGGAGUCAACGUUGCGGGCAAUGCCACUUCAUGUCUGGCCGCUGCAGGACCGUCAGCUCUGUCGUGA
This is a messenger RNA of Rhipicephalus sanguineus (brown dog tick), 1919 nucleotides long. RefSeq lists its product as uncharacterized. The transcript has 2 exons. The record is from RefSeq and is a predicted model, not a curated record. Bases 96 to 1919 code for a protein of 607 amino acids. Lineage: Eukaryota; Metazoa; Arthropoda; Arachnida; Ixodida; Ixodidae.